Messenger RNA from Ceraceosorus bombacis, 1681 nucleotides. The record is from the annotation of a GenBank genome assembly. NCBI's taxonomy places the organism in Eukaryota, Fungi, Basidiomycota, Exobasidiomycetes, Ceraceosorales, Ceraceosoraceae.
AUGUUGGAUCUGUACGCAGAGAGAAACAGCCGCGUAUUGCUUGCAAUGUGCCAGACCACGCAGCGUUCAGACACAUUUCUCCAUCGCGAUCAGAGAGGUUCAGUCGACAGGCCUUGACGAGCAUUGAGACCUGCCUGCCUGCUGCCUCUUGCCUCAUGCAUCACGGCCCGACAGACCGAGAUUUGCGGGAGUGUGAGGUGGACACAAUUAACAGAGCACAUGUGUGCAGGGCACGAGGAAGAGAGGUCCAUCCAUGUUUGUUGUGCACACACACAGCGGCGGCCUCGAGCUUUCUUAAAAGCUUAGUCUGACCAACGUUCGCCUCGCUUCCCCACCAUCAUCAUCCCAAAUCCUCGUGCCUCAGUCAGACAUCCACUGUUCCUCCGUCCCUCGGCUUCCCACGACACACCCACCUACCCUCACACCUUCUCAUAACAUGGCGCCUGCUCUAGACUCGUCUGCUUCGCAGCAGUUCAAGGAAAAUCUUACUCUUGUGGUGAGUGAUCAAGCGACACGAGGCGCAAUUCCGUCUGCCUCGGUCGUCCCACUGGCUGGCGCUUAGCGAUCGAGCCAGUGCUGAUUGUCCGGAAAUUGCACUCCGCCCUCUCUUUGUUAGGCCACACACGAGAAGAAGUUGGAGCUGAAGAGGUCCGCUUGCCCCAAGCCCGGCCCAGGUCAAGCGCUUGUGCACGUGCGAGCAACGGGGGUAUGCGGGUCAGACGUGCACUUUUGGCAACAUGCUGGUCUAGGACCUUGGAAGAUUACCGAUUGCACAGCUUUGGGUCACGAGUCGGGUGGAGAAGUUGUUGCUGUGGGCGAAGGUGUGACCAACGUGUCGGUGGGCGACAGAGUGGCCAUCGAGCCUGGAGUUCCGUGCGGAAAGGCCACUUGCAAUUUUUGCUUGACUGGCCAGUACAAUCUCUGCCCUACGGUCGACUUCUACAGCGUUCCUCCCAAAGAUGGAACGCUGACUCGAUACCACGUUCAUCCUGCCGGAUGGUUGCACAAAGUGCCCAAGAGCAUGAAGUGGGCCGAGAUUGCUCUGCUCGAACCUCUCAGCGUCUGCCUAAGCGCUACUCUGCGCGCCGAACUAAAGCUGGGUCAACCGGUGCUCAUCACUGGAGCCGGUCCGAUCGGAGUGGUGCAGCUCUUGUGCGCAAAAGCUUCAGGUUGCUCCCCCAUCGUCAUCACAGAUUUGUCUUCUGAGCGUCUAGACUUUGCCAAGAAGCUCGUACCUUCGGUCAACACGUAUCAAGUAGACACCAAAAAGGACGCCAAGACUGCUGCUAGAGAGAUCGUGGACGUCUUUACCAACGCUGCCGAUAUGGGCGUUCAAGUGAUGCCGGAAGUGACGAUGGAGUGCACAGGUGUAGAGUCUUCCAUCCACACUGCAGCCUACGCAACCCAAUCAGCAGGUCUGGUCUUCAUCGUUGGGGUAGGCAAAGAUUUCAUUCAGGUUCCCUUUAUGGAACUCUCCGUUCGACAAAUCACAGUCUCUCAUCUGUUCAGAUACUCCAACACUUGGCCUAGAGCCAUCAGGCUCGUCGCUGGUGGCGUCAUCGACCUCUUGCCCAUCGUCACAAAGACUUUCCCAUUGGAGCAGGCAGACGACGCUGUGAGGCACUCUGCGGACAGGACCAAGUUCUCUGUCAAGACGCUCAUUGUGGACGGAGAGGAAUAA